This is a messenger RNA of Tuber melanosporum (Perigord truffle), 3452 nucleotides long. RefSeq lists its product as uncharacterized. NCBI's taxonomy places the organism in Eukaryota, Fungi, Ascomycota, Pezizomycetes, Pezizales, Tuberaceae. The coding region runs from base 145 to 3015 and encodes 956 amino acids. The transcript has 2 exons. The record is from RefSeq and is a predicted model, not a curated record.
UCCCUUCCUCUCAACCACCGCCUCUCUUAUCGAUAUCGACACCCCACCUCCCAUCAUCGUCCCUGACACUCGCUCCAGCCUACUUGCCGUAGGCGUCGCUAAACCCAGCAUUGCUCGCUGCCAGGUUUAUUUCGGAGUCUCAUCAUGGAAAAGCUUCCUCCGACCCCUCCUAAGCCUUCUCCCCCCUCGUCUUCAACCCCCCCGGCAUCACUCCCUCCUAGACCCACGCCUGCCCAAGCACCUGUCCGUAGAUCAAUUACUGCCGUUAUUCCCCCGGCUCUUCCCAUGGGUCCUAGACCGAAGAAGUUCCCUGCGCAAGGUAUUGGCCGUGGCGCGAGCACAGCUUCCACGCCUUCCCCGGCCGGGCUCCAAGGGCACGCUAGUCUUCCUCUGAAACCCGGUAUUCCUGGAACGCCGCUACCGAGGGACACAGCUGCCAUCGUAUUGGCUGGGGGUAGGGAAGGAGAAGAAUAUUCGGCACCUAAGAAGACUUAUCAAGUUGUUACCAUAGACCCCGACGCAUCAUCUCUUAACGUUAACCGCGACGAAUUGGCUACAUCACAGUCACGUAUUAUGCCACCGUCUGAUAAUGUGCAACAGUUACAAACUCCUCCUAGUACAACUGGAGUCUCUUCUGCUGAGCAGUCUGUAGCAUGUGGCCUACCAGGAUCGUCCUCGCACGUAGGUUUACCCCUACAGCAAUCUUCAUCCCAACAAACCGCCCUUCCUGGCCCUGAUAUUGAAUCAAACGGCCAAGCCACUCAAUCCGAACAUGAAAAUUUGCAUCAACCAGGAGCCGAGCACGGACCAAUCCCAAAUGGUGGGCGGUCUGAAUUUCUGUUUUCGAGCGGUCACAAGUCUGAUAUUCCCGAUCAGGCUUUUGCUCAGCACUCAAGGUUUUCCCCCAAUCAGCAACCCCAAUUUUACGAGGGUACACAUACGAGCAGUUUUCAACCUAACAGACAUUUUCACCAAUUCGCUAGCCAUGAUAUGCCGCCACAUAGUUCUCAAUAUUCAUCCUUUGGGCCGCCACCCUCCAGUGGGCCAAUUCCACAUCAUCCCCAUUUUUUCCUACACGCUCAAAAUCAACCUCCAAUGUUUUAUCCCGCACAGUAUCCUUUCUCCGGGAACAUCACGCCCCCAAAUACAGGAUCAUUGCUACCUCCGAUGCCUCCUUUCCAGUCUCAAGGAGCAAUGGAAACCUCUGGCCAUACUUCGGAGGUCGGUAGUAGUACAAAUCCGCAAACGCCCUUUACACCGACUCAUCCUUUUCCUAUUCCUCCAGGACUCUCCCAUGCCCCCCAACAUUCCUAUUCUCCUUUGGCUCAGCCUACAGAACAGACUCUCCUUCAUAGCCAGCCACAGGACAGCAGUGCAUUCACCAAACCACAGACGGCUAAGCCAAGGCAGUCUAGCAUCUGUGACUAUAAUCCUCGUCUUCGAAAUAUAUCAUUCAUUGCUCCGUCUGAUUCCGACGAUGGAGCUGACAUUGAUAUAAAUGAUAGCGGACAGCCUCACGACCAACGUUCUCACACUCCUAUCCACCAGGAACUGGUCCACACAGCCUCCCAGCCUGAGAAACGAGCAUUCAUACAACAUGAGAGUAGCAAAUUACAUGUCCGUAGCGAGGUUUUCACUCCUGCAAAUAACGAAGCAGCCCAGCGGCUUCAGUCGUAUACCCUAGGGUAUUUUUUGAAUGGGAGUCUUGCGGAUGUUCUGUUAGUAAUAAAUGGGAUGGGAGGUUCUAGCCCAGUUCGACAGUACAAUGCACACUCGUUCAUCCUAGCAAGAUCAAACAAGUUACACGACUUGCUUCAGAUUUCGCUCCAAAAGGUCGAUGCUCUAGAAUCAUCGAUCGGACAUAAUCGGGUAUCCCCCCAAACCUCUUGGGCUGACGAGAUGGAGCAUGGGAAUGAGACCCAAGAUAGAUCCGAAUUCAGAAAUCAUCGCUUGUUAGACGGUAAACUCACAUUGUCGCUCGAGGCUAUCGACGAGCCCGUGAGCGAAGACAGCUUCCUCCUUGCCUUGAGAAGCCUGUAUGGUGCUUCGGAUUGGGAACUUGAUGCAUUCCUCGAUCCUACACAUCCACAGCAUAGAACUCUUGAAUGGACCCGUGGAAGCUCCAAUGCAGUGAAACCGUCUGCCGGCAAUACCGACAACGCUUUAUCCGGUAGCAGUGACCACCUAGGUGGCCCAGCCAUGGAUGAGGAGGUUAGGAUGUUGGAGAGAAGUAUUGAGUUAUUUGCGGCAGGUCACUUGUUGGGAAUUCCGGGAGUCAUUCAAAAAGCAAAUUGGGGAAUUAGAAAGUGGGGGAUGCAACUUCAAGGCGGUGCGGUAGAGAGGCUUCUCGGGUUCAUCCUGGAGGAAUCGGAGAGUGUAGGAGAUGGAAGCGGUGCCUAUAAGGAUCUGAAAAGCCGACUAUUUAUGGACGUCAUUGAGUUCUUGGUUCAGUCUUUCCCGCUCAACUUCAGGCUAAACCGCAACGCCCCUCCAAGCCAACAGCUUUGUCGGUUCCCUAAGGAGCUCAAUCAACUCCCGAAAGCAGCUUUCGAGCCGACCCCGAAUCCGGAAUCGCAAAUAAUGGGAAUCUACUCCACUAUUAUCUUGAGCGUACCAUUCAAUAUCCUGAAAUUGAUCGUUGAGCAUGAGAAUUUCGGUGUGAGAAACCAGAGCAUGAAGAAGCGAUAUGAUGAUGCUAAGGCUAUCAUCCAAGAGAGGGAGAGGCGUCGCAAAUGGUGCUUCCGAGCUUCUCAACGGCUCUCAACGGAAGACCCUGGCAGCAGGAGCAAGAACGGUAAUAUCUUUUGCUAUACGGGUGGGGACGACGGCCAAGGUCCAUUCGAAAGUGUCAAAGGUUGGGAUGGGCAAGAAGAUUCUCCGAUGGAAAACCUGUUUUGGGAAGAAAGCGCAUUUUAUGCUAUCGGACAUGGACAGGGCGGCGGUGGCCGUGUUGAAAUUAACCGUAGAAAGAAGGGCGUUCCGACUGUGAGGGCUCUUUGGAAGUUGGAAGGUUGAGGAUACUGGAGGCGAGUGUUCGGGAUAAUUUUGUAGUUGGAUUUCUUCUCCAAGAUUCCCUUCUCGCAGAACCUUUGGUCUUACAGCAUUUUUACUUACUUCAUUCGUUACAUAUUCCUUACCAUCUGGCGAAAAUUGGUGUUAGCGGCCUUUUAUUUUUUCCUGUUAUCCGUCCGGUAGCAGCUGUGCAUAUACCAUACAUUUUUAGGUUCUGCUUUUUUCCCCUCAGGUACUUUUUUUCUCCCUUCCUCCAAAAAAAAAGGUGGUCCCGGUUUAGAUAUCCAUGUAAUCUCCAUUUUUUUUCCAUUUUAAUUGCUUUCUCGCUUCUCCGGGGUUCCAAUUGCGAGUGGUCUGUACUUUUAUGCUCUAUCCUUCUUUUUACCCCCCGCCGGUGCACGGGGAAGGGAGCUGGAGUUCUCGCUGGUUUCGUGGGCUAG